Molecule: messenger RNA, 444 nt
Organism: Penicillium waksmanii
Lineage: Eukaryota; Fungi; Ascomycota; Eurotiomycetes; Eurotiales; Aspergillaceae
Exons: 1
Coding region: 1-444 (147 amino acids)
Source: RefSeq, a predicted model, not a curated record
AUGGAUCCCCUUUCCAUCGCUGCAUCGAUUGCAGGAAUUGUCGGGGUCUGCCUGCAAGCCGCUGGUUCGCUAGACGCUCUUCGCAGCAAGUUCCAACAUGCUCAAGUUACCAUCACAGCUCUAGCAUCGCAAUGUCGUGCAAUCAAGACCGGUCUGUCACGUCUACAGAUGGUGACGGUACAGAACCAUGCGAUCCGCAAUCAGGAUGAUAUCAUCCACACUAUGGACACCACACUCACCGGGUGUAUGGUUGUACUAUCGUGCUUUGAUAAUACCCUUGAAAAACUGUGCAAAGCUGGCACAGGCGCGAAGCGGUCAUUGAUAACGAGAUGGCGAAACAAGGCGAGGGUUGUAUGGAAUGAGGAUGAGAUGAAAGGGUAUAUCUCUCUGUUGCAAGGACAGCAGUCUUCCGUGGCAUUCCUGGUUCAGUUGCUCCAAAUGUAA